Vanessa atalanta (red admiral) is the source of this 1807-nucleotide messenger RNA. Its product is annotated as poxin-like. Bases 257 to 982 code for a protein of 241 amino acids. Lineage: Eukaryota; Metazoa; Arthropoda; Insecta; Lepidoptera; Nymphalidae. The record is from RefSeq and is a predicted model, not a curated record. The transcript has 5 exons. Gene Ontology annotation, molecular function: nuclease activity.
AGUGUCUGUGUAAGCAUCCAUCUACUUCGCAUGCCAUGGUGGCUGGAUAUUUUAUUGGGUGAUCGCGUGGUGAUCUACGUUUGGAUCACACUGAAAUCGUUAACGUUACUUUAAUGAAAUUAAGAUAUUGAGUCAAUAACUGAUAUCGCAAGACGUUAUCAGCACAAUAAAUCGUAGUCUUUAAUCCUCAUCAGUGCCUCCGUUGAUUGUGUGUUAAAAACAUCGUUACAUAAAUAUCCUCGCAGCUAGGAGUACGAUGACGAAAAGGACAGUUCUAAACGAGGUGUACAAGGGUUUGGUGGAAGAGAUGCACAUACCCGCUGAUCUGCAUGAGCGAGACGGCAAGAAGUUUGCUAGCUUCGGCUCUGUACUUCCUAUUCACUGUGCCACGCCAGAACAGGUAGAGCAGAUGUCGCGGAACACGCACCACUAUUGCGACGUGUUCACACCGGACCUGCUCGCGCCGCUCGACGACCUCGCCUUCGUGCGCCUCGACGAAAACACCGCCGAGAAGGUGUUCCUGAACCGCAGCAAGCGCAUCCUACUGGUGUCGAGCGACGGGCGGCUGGCGCAGUGGCGGAGCGCGCCCAGCUUCGAGUCCGCCAACCGCUACGUGGGCGGCGCGCCGCUCGUCACGCGCGCCGGCGCGCUCGCGUCCGUGCUCACCGCGCGCCACGGACACCACUACGCCGUGUCCGCCUUCGAGGGCGACGGCGGUUACUUUGAGACCUCUAAGCCCUGGGAGACCGUGGACAUCGAGGAGGGCAAGUCCUACUAUGGAGAUAAAGGCUUCGACACCAGGGAAGAACUGACCCACUAUUUGGAAAACCUUCCUCCCGCAGAGGUGAACUCGACCUCUCCUCCGAGGCCAAUUCUGCUGAGAGGCAAGAUUCCUAGGGUAGCACUGAUGGCGGAGAAUGGAAGGCAGCUCGCCCACCAUUACUUGAGCGGGGUUUUGGCUAACGAUGUUGAAUAUUUGUAAGGUUCUAUAUUACACAAUUCAAACGCGAAAGCGUUGCAUGUUGUACAGACGCUUCUAAUACCAACCUGAAGUAGUAGUAAUAAUAAUAAAUCAUAAUAAUAAUUCAUCGUUCACACAUUUACAAUAAAAAUAAAAACUCCCGUCACGAUAACUGUUGAUAAUAACGAUUAGUUUACUUACUUCAUAAAUAACUUCGGAUCUUUUACUAAAAUUCUUCUAGGUCCAAGAAUUGGCACCUUAGCUUUAUUUAGUGGCUUUACUCAAACUGUUGUUAAGCGGGUGAAUAGUUAAAGUGCUGUUUGUCUACUUCUUUCGAAUGUAAAAUCAACGAUAAAAGAAAUAAAUCAAUGUUUAACUAAAUAUCUCUUAAACAACAACCGCUGAAAGGAGAUCGGUUUUAAAUGAAACAUCGCGAGUCCUAACGCGGCAGGCGAAUCGUAUCUAAGUCAAACGGACACCCGACUGAUACUAGUCACGAGUGCAGUUAUUUUUCGUUGUUUAACAUGCGCGACUGCAGCGGUGUGCCUAACUUCACACCGGCAAACUUAGACUGCUUUUAAUGUACAUAGAAAAAUGUAAACGAUACAUAAUAAAUAAAGUUUUUACUUUAAUUGAACAAUUCCUAUGUUCUAUUAUAUUGCAAUUCUUUUGUUAUUUAUAAACAUACAUGUGGUUAGAACACCAGUACAUUUUGUAUAUUAAAGUGGAAAAUAUGAAUAAAAAUAAAAGAAUAGUUUUAUUUUAACAUGUUUAAUAACAACAUUUAUAAACCAUUAAACAUUAAGACCACAGCCCUCUUGGAACACAUUAUAUUUUUAGUUCGUC